This is a messenger RNA of Phymastichus coffea, 1094 nucleotides long. RefSeq lists its product as uncharacterized. The transcript has 8 exons. Bases 51 to 1040 code for a protein of 329 amino acids. Gene Ontology annotation, biological process: detection of chemical stimulus involved in sensory perception of smell; sensory perception of smell. Lineage: Eukaryota; Metazoa; Arthropoda; Insecta; Hymenoptera; Eulophidae. Gene Ontology annotation, cellular component: plasma membrane. The record is from RefSeq and is a predicted model, not a curated record. Gene Ontology annotation, molecular function: olfactory receptor activity; odorant binding.
UCGACAAACACGAAAACAAAAAUAUUUUACUAGAAAAUAUUGUACAUAUUAUGUUUUUCUCUGCUGGUUGCAUGAAAUUUAGUAUAACAGUUUUUAGCCUUGGAAAGAUGAAAGUGUUGUAUUCAAAAAUUUCUAGGGAUUGGGAAGCUAUACAAAAUAGACAAGAACGUGCUAUUUUAGAACAAUAUAAUAAAGAAGGGCUUUGGUUAUCUAAAUUGUACAUGGCUUUUGUAUUUAUGACUUGGAUUGUGUGCUCAUCAAAACCAUUUUUGCCUCUUGUCGUUAACCUGAUAAUACCUUCAGAAAAUGGAACACGCCCACUUCUAACUCCUUUACACGCCGAUUACAUUUUCUUCGAUCAAACUGAGCAUAUUUAUCUGAUUUCUGCCUAUACAGCAGCAGCUUAUACGUUCUUUUUCCCCUUUUUUAGUGGAUUUGAAUCAUUCUAUCUGCUUACUGUCAAGCAUGUAUGUGGACUAUUUGCCGUGACAUGCUAUCGUAUUGAAACAUCUCUUAAUAUUUUAAAAGAAAAAGAAGUAGGAGUAAAACCUUUAUGUAGCAUUUAUGCAAGAACCAAAUGCCAAAAGAACUUGAUAGAUAUCGUUAUUCUGCACAAUGAUGCAAUAAGAUCUGUUGAGCUGUUAGAAGAUUCAUUCAAUAUAUGUUUUCUUGCGAUCAUACUGAUGUCUACUACUGGAUUGGCUAUAUCCACUACCUUUAUAAUUUACGCAUCGGAUGAGCUUCUAUCACUGACUGAAAUACUUUUUUUGCAAACGGGCAUAACACUUUAUUUGUUCUCCGUGAGCUGGGUUGGUCAACAAUUAACUGAUAGCAGCGAGCAAAUAUUUUAUUCUGCAUACUCCACUAAUUGGUAUACGACAAAUCCGAAAAUUUGUUGUUACCUCCAUAUAAUUAUGAUGCGUUCUUACUCUCCUAGCAAAUUGACUGGAGGAAAGCUACUGGACUUAUCGAUGGUGACUUUUGGCAUGAUAAUAAGAAAAGCAGUCUCGUAUUUUACUGUUUUUUUAUCUCUAACGUAAAUUUUAUAGAUGUCAAAUUUAUUAAUAGUUUCAGUAUAUAUAAUGCAAACUUAC